CUCGAGCAACAUAAUAUACCAGCAAAUUCCAACCAUCUGACUUCCCAGCAGCAUCCUCAGUAUACUUUGUGUACACUGUCUAUACCCUCAGAAAACCCCCCAAUUGCGCAUCCUCCGGCAGUCGCUGGCCAGAGGCAAGGCAACAGGAAACCCAUUUCCGCAGCGAACAUCCCUAUAUCAUAUGCCGCCAGCAGCCUCCCCAUUGUCCAUCCGUCUUCCUACUGCUCCUCGACGCCAACCUCUCCUACCGCGUCAAUGAGGCAUGUCGUCGGAAGGUCCCCUUAAGCCAGAUGCCCCCCAAUUCUCUCCCGAUGACUCCGAUUCUGACCUGGAGCUUGACAUCCAAGAACUUGAUCCCAUCACAACAUCCAACCCCCCGCCUACGCGGAAGCAACGGAACCGGCAAGAAGAGCGAAGGGGAGGCAAUAUACCCUUGAGGAAUCUACGUAUGGGUGGUCUGCGCGGCCUGGGGAAACGAAAUGGAGGACCCAGCAAAUACGGAGAUCUAGGGCGAGAUAGGAAUACGGACACGGAGGACAUGCUCGGUCUGUUACCAGACGAUGCGGCGGCUGGGAGAGCAGAUCGAGAUUCGGCAGGGAGCAUCAACAGCGUGGACGCCGAUGCGCCGUUGCUUGCGGGGAGUGAGCAUCGCGGGCGAUCCAGUAUGGAUGCCCUCCACAAAGCCAAGCGCUUGGUCCGACUACCCAGUUUCCUCUCAGGCGGAUCUGCCUCACAGCCCGUCCCUGAUGAUGGCGAAACACAAGGAGAAGAACAUGACCCGGCAUCAUCUCGAAUUGUGUCAGUUGGCACCUCUCAAUCUACCCGCUUCCCUCCUAAUGCCGUCUCCAACGCGAAAUAUACUGCAAUCAGUUUCUUGCCCCGAACCCUGUAUAAUGAAUUUUCCUUUUUCUUCAACAUGUACUUUUUGCUGGUCGCGCUUUCACAAGCGAUACCUCCUCUACGGAUCGGGUAUCUUUCCACAUACAUUGUACCAUUGGCAUUUGUUCUUUCGAUCACACUGGGGAAGGAGGCGUUCGACGAUAUUGGACGGCGGAGGAGAGACACGGAGGCGAAUUCAGAAGGGUAUACGGUUCUAUGUUUUGAUAAACCGGGAGGGGGGGAUGCUGAAAGAUACCAUGCGAAGAGAAGGUCAAAAUUAAAGGCAAACAAAUCGAAUAGACGAUCGCUCGUGGAACCAGAUAGAUUGUCCGAUAUUCAAGAGGAGGAGGAGAGUGCAGAGGGCCUGGGUCCCCAGGCGCCUACUGCAAUUGUUCGGGAGGAAGUUCGGAAAUCGCGAGACUUGAAAGUUGGGGAUGUAUUGAAACUGAGCAAGGAUCAACGAGUUCCAGCGGACGUGGUCAUCUUGAAGAGCUAUACAAACGAGUCUGCUGUUGCGUCGACUGAGAUGGCUGCUACAGAUCUACCGGAAUCACUACUGGUGGAUCCUAUCUCUGAUCCCCCGAUUGAUCAGAGUACUACGACUGCUACAGAAAGCCAUGAAUCGACUUCAGAACUUGGGAACAGUCCUGCUGCUGAUGCUGGGGGCGUUGGAGAAACAUUCAUUCGGACUGAUCAACUGGACGGUGAGACGGAUUGGAAGCUGAGGUUGGGUUCGCCGUUGACCCAAACCCUCGAGACCUCCGAAUUUGUUCGCCUCCGUGUAACCGCCGGAAAGCCGGACAAGAAGGUCAACGAAUUCAUCGGGACUGUUGAACUACUACCAAAAGAUGCAAUGGGGUAUGAUCCCCAUGUAGCUUCGCAAAGUGGAAACUCGGCCCCCUUAACGAUAGACAACACUGCUUGGGCCAACACUGUGCUGGCCUCCAAUGCCACUACGUUGGCUGUCAUCGUUUACACGGGGGCCCAAACUCGAUCAGCGCUCUCAACAUCCCCAUCGCGCUCGAAAACUGGUCUUCUCGAGUACGAAAUCAACUCGCUCACAAAGAUUCUAUGCGCUCUAACUCUCACACUUUCAAUUGUUCUUGUUGCUCUAGAAGGAUUCCAGCAUGUCGAGGGCAUCGUAUGGUAUGUCAAGAUCAUGCGCUUCUUGGUCCUGUUUUCUACCAUCGUUCCAAUCAGUCUCCGGGUGAAUUUGGACAUGGGGAAGAGUGUCUACUCUUGGUUCAUCCAACGAGAUCCUGGCAUCCAGGGAGCAGUCGUUCGAACCAGUACGAUUCCAGAGGAGUUAGGCCGGAUUGAAUACCUCCUCAGUGAUAAGACGGGUACCCUCACACAAAACGAGAUGGAAAUGAAGAAGAUCCACGUGGGGACUGUUUCCUACGCCAAUGAAGCCAUGGACGAAGUGGCUACAUAUGUCAAACAAGGUUUCUCUGUUCCAACAUCAACGGACGCGAACCAUCCUUCAAUGCUCAUCACCCCUUCAUCGAUCUUGGCUUCCACUGCGGUCACGUCCACAAGAACUCGCCGCGAAAUUGGAUCCCGCGUUCGCGAUGUGGUCCUGGCAUUAGCAAUUUGCCACAAUGUCACUCCUCAGAUAGAGGAGGAGGGCGGGAAAACCAUCACUUCCUAUCAAGCUUCAUCGCCUGAUGAGAUUGCAAUCGUCAAAUGGACCGAGGCCGUUGGUCUGAGAUUGAUCCAUCGCGAUCGCAAAGGGAUGGUGCUUCAAUCCGUGGACACUGGGCGUCCUUGUGUCCGUGUUCGCAUUCUCGAAAUCUUCCCCUUCACAUCUGACGGAAAGCGGAUGGGAAUUAUUGUGCAAUUCUUGGAUGGCUCCGAAGACUCCAAGGCUAGUAGUGUCGAAGCUGGAGAAAUCUGGUUCUACCAGAAGGGCGCCGAUACUGUGAUGACUUCCAUCGUGGCCGCGAAUGACUGGCUAGAUGAAGAGACUGCGAACAUGGCUCGUGAAGGUCUUCGGACCCUGGUUGUUGGACGGAAGCGAAUGUCGUUCCAACAGUACGAAGAGUUCUCAGCCAGCUACAAGGAAGCCUCAGUGGCGCUCAACGGCCGCGACGCAGGUAUGGCACGGGUCGUCAGUCACUAUCUAGAACACGAUCUUGAGCUACUUGGUGUCACGGGCGUCGAAGACAAGCUGCAGAAAGAUGUCAAACCGUCUCUUGAGCUACUACGAAACGCUGGCAUCAAAAUCUGGAUGCUAACAGGUGACAAGGUGGAGACUGCUCGCUGCGUUGCUGUCAGCGCAAAACUGGUCGCCCGAGGUCAAUACAUUCACACCAUCGCAAAGCUGAAACGGAAAGACAAUGCGCAAGAUCAUCUCGACUUCUUGCGAUCCAAAACUGAUGCCUGCCUGCUGAUCGAUGGCGAAUCACUCUCUUUACUCCUUACCCAUUUCCGUACCGAGUUCAUAUCCUUGGCCGUCUUGCUCCCAGCGGUGGUAGCGUGCCGUUGCUCUCCAACUCAGAAGGCGGAUAUAGCCAAAUUGAUUCGAGAGCACACCAAAAAGCGGAUCUGCUGCAUCGGCGACGGCGGCAACGAUGUGUCCAUGAUCCAAGCUGCGGACGUCGGUGUCGGAAUUGUCGGUAAGGAAGGACGCCAGGCCUCUCUCGCUGCCGAUUUCAGUAUUGAGCAAUUCUGCCACCUCACCAAACUCCUCGUAUGGCACGGUCGCAACUCUUACAAACGGUCCGCGAAGCUGGCACAAUUUGUGAUCCACCGCGGACUUAUCAUCAGCGUCUGCCAAACCAUGUAUUCCAUUGCUAUAAAAUUCGAGCCCGAAGGUUUAUACAAAGACUGGCUGCUCGUGGGUUACGCAACACUUUACACCAUGGCUCCCGUCUUCUCUCUUGUUCUCGACAAGGACGUCGACGAGAACCUUGCAAACCUCUACCCCGAACUCUACCGCGAACUCACUACCGGUUCUUCACUCUCCUACAAAACAUUCUUCGUCUGGGUCUUCGUGUCCAUCUAUCAGGGCUCCAUGAUUCAAGGACUCUCCCAACUCCUCACGGAAGUGGACGGCCCGAGGAUGGUUGCUGUGUCUUUCACAGUGCUAGUGUUAAACGAGCUUUGCAUGGUGGCCUUUGAGGUUACGACCUGGCAUCCGGUUAUGGUUAUUUCUCUUAUUGGAACGCUGCUUAUUUAUGUUGCUAGCAUUCCCUUCCUCGGAGGGUAUUUUGAUUUAGGAUUUAUGAUGACUUUGGGUUUUGCCUGGAGAGUCGCGGCCAUUUCCGCGGUAAGCUUGAUACCACCAUACUCGGCAAAGUUGAUUCGGAGGGCGAUUAAACCUCCUAGUUAUCGGAAGGUGCGGGGAAUUUGAGUUUUUGAUUUUGCGGCGUAAUAAAUAGGCUCUGGGAUUGACAUUUUGGCUGCGCGGGCUGUGUAGCAUAGCGAAUGGCGCUAGGCGGUUUUGUAUAUCUAGAAUAGAUGAUUUAACAGUUGCUCACCCGGUCUUGGUACGGAUAGUUCACUGUGCGUCUUCAUCGUUUGGGGAAUUACUGGGGGAUGAUACGCAAGUGCUUGUAGGUCAACAGUGCUGGAUCAUG
Molecule: messenger RNA, 4460 nt
Organism: Amorphotheca resinae ATCC 22711
Lineage: Eukaryota; Fungi; Ascomycota; Leotiomycetes; Helotiales; Amorphothecaceae
Exons: 2
Coding region: 263-4234 (1323 amino acids)
Biological process (GO): phospholipid translocation; endocytosis; retrograde vesicle-mediated transport, Golgi to endoplasmic reticulum
Cellular component (GO): trans-Golgi network; plasma membrane; endosome
Molecular function (GO): magnesium ion binding; ATP hydrolysis activity; ATPase-coupled intramembrane lipid carrier activity
Source: RefSeq, a predicted model, not a curated record